CAUCAUAGGUUUCAAUUGUUUUGGUCAACUUUGGUUAGAAAUUAUAAUUUUUAUAAUAUUGAUUGUAAACUGAUAAUUUUUGCUAAUUUCUACUAAUAGAAAAAUGGACGGAGACCUAUAUGAUGAGUUUGGUAAUUACAUCGGACCUGACUUGGAAUCAGAUUCAGAAGACGAGCAGAGUGUUUAUGGCCAGGAUAAUCGUGAUGCUGACGAGGAUGCAAUGGAUGAAGACGAGGAGGGUGAUGCAGAACCUGAAGCUGCUCCAAUGUCCGUGGUUUUACAUGAAGAUAAAAGAUACUAUCCACAAGCAGUGGAAGUGUACGGUCCAGACGUGGAGACAGUGGUCCAAGAAGAGGAUACACAAGCUUUGGACAAGCCUCUAGUAGAACCAGUGAAGCAGAAAAAGUUUCAAGUGCAAGAACAGCAGUUGCCAGAGACCACAUAUGAUAUGGAGUACAUGGCAGAUAUGCUGGAUAACACUAAUUUAAUGAGAAAUAUCACUUUGAUGGGGCACUUGCACAAUGGCAAGACAUCAUUUGUAGAUUGUUUAAUAAGACAGACACACCCUGGCACAGUAAAUAAUGAAACAACAAUACCCAUGAGGUAUACAGAUACAUUGUUUGUGGAACAAGAGAGAGGUGUGUCUAUCAAGUCUAUGCCUGUCACACUCUUGCUCAAGAACAUCAAGGGCAAGUCACAUCUACUGAACAUAAUGGAUACACCAGGACAUGUGAACUUUAGUGAUGAGGUUACUGCUGCAUUAAGAAUAUCAGAUGGAGCUGUACUAUUUGUUGAUGCUGCUGAGGGUAUAAUGUUAAACACAGAACGUCUCCUGCGACAUGCAGUGCAAGAACGAGUGCCACUCACGAUAUGCAUUAAUAAAAUUGACCGUCUCAUACUUGAGCUGAAGUUACCACCUGCGGAUGCUUACUACAAGUUACGUCAUAUUAUUGAUGAGUUGAACUCAUUGGUGGAGACCAACCAGCCACAGGAUAACCCUGAUGAACCCCCAACCAUAUUCUCACCGCUAUUAGGCAAUGUAUGCUUUGCAUCAUCUUUAUAUGAUGUAUGCUUUACUCUGGAAUCAUUUGCGGCGAUGUACGCCUCCGCGCAUGUGACCAGCGGACUGCGUGCAUCAGAUAUGGCGGCCUGGCUGUGGGGCGAUGUUUACUUUAAUGCCAAGACAAGGCGCUUCACUAAGAAGUCACCGCAUGCCUCUGCGCAACGAAGCUUUGUUGAGUUUAUAUUGGAGCCGUUGUAUAAAAUAUUUGCACAGGUGGUUGGUGAUGUGGAUGACACAUUGCCAGCAGUUCUUGCCGAGUUGGGUAUUAAGUUAACGAAACAAGAAGCAAAACUCAACAUCCGUCCGUUACUCAGGCUUGUCUGCAGCCGUUUCUUUGGUGAUUUUAGUGGUUUCGUGGAGAUGGUGUGCCGGCACAUUCCUUCCCCGCUGGACGCGGCGGAGCGCAAGGUGGCGCAUUGUUACCGCGGGGGCGAGGGCGCGCUGCGAGACUCUAUGCUCGGCUGUGAUCAGAGCGGGCCACUUGUCGCCCACACCACCAAGAUGUAUCCCACCGAUGAUUGCACAUUCUUCUUGGUGUUAGCGCGCAUAAUGUCGGGUACGCUGUACGCGGGUCAGGCGGUGCGCGUCCUGGGCGAGAACUACAGCGCCCAGGAUGAGGAGGACUCGCGUCUCAUGAACGUUGGCCGGUUGUGGAUAUACGAGGCCAGGUACAAGGUGGAACUGAACCGUGUGCCGGCGGGGUGCUGGGCGCUGAUCGAAGGUAUCGACCAGCCGAUAGUGAAGACAUGUACGCUGGUGGCCGCCGAGGAGACGGAGACGCUGCACACAUUCCGCCCGCUGCGCUUCAACACGCACGCCGUCGUCAAGAUCGCUGUUGAGCCGGUCAAUCCCUCGGAACUGCCCAAGAUGUUGGACGGACUGAGGAAGGUGAACAAGUCUUACCCGCUGCUGUCGACGCGUGUGGAGGAGAGCGGCGAGCACGUGGUGCUGGGCACCGGAGAGCUCUACCUCGACUGUGUUAUGCACGACCUGCGGAAUAUGUACUCAGAGAUUGAUAUUAAAGUCGCUGACCCUGUGGUAUCGUUCUGUGAGACUGUGGUAGAGACAUCGUCACUGAAAUGCUUCGCUGAAACACCCAACAAGCGUAACAAGCUGACGAUGAUCGCGGAGCCGCUGGAGCGCGGACUGGCUGAAGACAUCGAGGCGGGUGCUGUCUGUGUCACCUGGGAUCGCAAGCGUCUCGGGGAGUUCUUCCAGAACAAAUAUGACUGGGAUCUGUUAGCUGCGCGUUCUAUCUGGGCUUUCGGGCCUGAUGCAACGGGGCCAAACAUUCUGGUGGAUGACACACUGCCAUCAGAGGUUGACAAACAUCUGCUCGCCUCCGUCAAGGACUCUAUCGUACAAGGUUUCCAAUGGGGUACGCGUGAGGGUCCGUUGUGCGAGGAACCCAUUCGUAACGUCAAGUUCAAGAUCCUGGACGCGGUGAUCGCUCAAGAGCCGCUGCAUCGAGGCGGCGGACAGAUUAUACCUACAGCUAGACGAGUGGCGUAUUCAGCGUUCCUGAUGGCGACGCCGCGACUCAUGGAGCCCUACCUGUUUGUGGAGGUACAGGCGCCUGCCGACUGCGUAUCCGCUGUGUACACCGUUCUUGCUAAACGAAGAGGUCACGUGACGCAAGAUGCGCCAGUGCCCGGCUCGCCGCUGUACACUAUUAAGGCGUUCGUGCCCGCCAUAGACUCGUUCGGUUUCGAAACUGACUUGCGCACGCACACACAGGGCCAGGCCUUCUGUCUACAAACAUUCCACCAUUGGCAGAUCGUACCCGGCGACCCGCUAGAUAAGAGCAUCGUUAUCAGACCGCUAGAACCGCAACCAGCGACGCAUUUGGCCCGUGAGUUCAUGAUCAAGACGAGGAGACGUAAGGGUCUUAGCGAGGACGUCUCGAUCAACAAGUUCUUUGACGACCCCAUGUUGCUUGAGCUCGCCAGACAAGAUGUACAACUCAAUUAGAA
Papilio machaon (common yellow swallowtail) is the source of this 3036-nucleotide messenger RNA. RefSeq names its product 116 kDa U5 small nuclear ribonucleoprotein component. The transcript is spliced from 16 exons. Gene Ontology annotation, molecular function: GTP binding; U5 snRNA binding; GTPase activity. NCBI's taxonomy places the organism in Eukaryota, Metazoa, Arthropoda, Insecta, Lepidoptera, Papilionidae. Gene Ontology annotation, biological process: mRNA splicing, via spliceosome. Bases 104 to 3034 code for a protein of 976 amino acids. Gene Ontology annotation, cellular component: cytosol; U4/U6 x U5 tri-snRNP complex; U2-type catalytic step 2 spliceosome. The record is from RefSeq and is a predicted model, not a curated record.